CCCACCUGAGAUUCGGGGAACAUUCGCCAAAGCAAAGCUCAACCCUGAAAGCUCCUUUGCAAGCGGCUCGGGCAGCCUUUUACAGUUUUCAAGAUGGCGAUGAAUCUUGAUCUUUCCAAUGCGGCGGUGAUGAAAGAUGAGCAGGGUCGGCCGUUCAUUGUCGUUAGAGAUCAAGGAAAGAAGAAGAGGCAAUAUGGAAACGAGGCGGUCAAGUCACACAUUCUAGCUGCUAGGACAGUGGCAAACAUCGUCAAGUCUUCACUGGGACCUCGCGGCCUGGACAAGAUUCUCAUUUCUCCCGAUGGCGACAUUACCGUAACCAACGACGGUGCAACGAUCCUGCAGCAAAUGGAGAUCACCAACCACGUUGCCAAACUUCUGGUUGAGCUUUCCAAGUCACAGGAUGAUGAGAUCGGCGACGGCACAACGGGCGUUGUUGUACUGGCAGGCGCGCUUCUGGAGCAGGCAGCUGAGCUCAUCGACAAGGGCAUUCACCCCAUCCGUAUUGCUGAUGGCUACGACCAAGCUUGUGACAUUGCUGUCGCAGAGCUGGACGCCAUCUCGGACGUUAUAGAAUUCAGUAAGGACUCGACAGAGAACCUGGUCAAGGUCGCAAGGACAAGUUUAGGAAGCAAGAUCGUGUCAAAGGCACACGACCAGUUCGCCAACAUUGCGGUAGAUGCCGUACUGUCCGUGGCUGAUUUGGAGAGAAAAGACGUCGACUUUGAACUCAUCAAGGUAGACGGCAAGGUCGGAGGCUCACUCGAGGACACGCUUUUGGUCAAGGGCGUUAUUAUUGACAAAGACUUUUCACACCCCCAAAUGCCAUCAGAAGUCCGUGAUGCCAAGAUUGCUAUCUUGACAUGCGCUUUUGAGCCCCCGAAGCCAAAGACUAAACACAAGCUGGAGAUCUCAUCAGUCGAGGAGUUCAAGAAACUGCAGAACUAUGAAAGGGAAAAGUUCAUCGAGAUGAUUCAGCAGAUCAAAGAUACAGGAGCAAACCUUGCAAUUUGCCAAUGGGGCUUUGACGAUGAGGCCAACCACCUGCUUCUACAGAACGAGUUGCCCGCUGUUCGGUGGGUUGGCGGCCCUGAGAUAGAGUUGAUUGCAAUUGCAACCAACGGCAGGAUAGUUCCCCGAUUUGAGGACCUCAAGGCAGAGAAGCUUGGUACUGCAGGAGUCGUCCGCGAAAUGACCUUUGGCACGACGAGAGAGAAGAUGUUGGUCAUUGAGGAGUGCGCAAACACCCGAGCUGUCACCGUGUUUGUCAGGGGAAGCAACAAGAUGAUCAUCGACGAGGCCCGCCGCUCACUGCACGAUGCUCUAUGCGUCGUCCGGAACCUCGUCCGGGAUAACCGAGUUGUUUACGGUGGCGGCGCUGCCGAAAUCGCUUGCAGCUUGGCGGUUGAGGAUGCUGCUGUCAAGACACCCGGCCUGGAGCAGUACGCGAUGCGUGCUUUCGCCGAAGCCCUUGACACGGUGCCCAUGACACUCGCCGAGAACAGCGGUCUGAACCCAAUCGCCACGCUGGCCGAGGUCAAGUCGCAGCAGGUCAAGUCUGCAGGCGGUCGGGGACGUCUUGGUGUUGACUGCAUGGGUCGUGGCAACAACAACAUGAAGGACGCAUUCGUCAUUGAUCCUCUCAUUGGUAAAAAGCAACAGCUUAUGCUUGCCACUCAGCUAUGCCGUAUGGUGCUCAAGGUUAACAACGUUAUCGUUUCUGGAUCCGGCGAGGAGGAUUUCUAAGCGGAUAUGUCGACUAUGGUUUUUAUGGGCUCCAAGUUGGCGUUUUUUCGAGAUACCAGAAAAAGAUAGACGGUAUAAAUGAGCAAAACAGUUGAGGACUAUUGGAAGUGAGCACUAGGUGUUCUGCGCGACUGGUGAUAUGGUUCGAACUCGCCAAUACACCUUCUCCAUACCGGGGAUCGCAAUGUCUCGGCCUGUGUGUCUACUCACUACUCCCACUAGGACUAGCAGAAAUAUGCACAAAUAUGGAAGCACGGCACACAUGGACUUCUAAAACGAUGCCCGAUCUAUUUUGCGUGAAUAACAACAUCCUUUUCCCCAUUGUCACUUAAGUCCUUUUUCCGUAACACCAACACUCACCAAAGCAUUCCCAAGGCCCGUCAGAAAGAAGAACAUAUCUUUGGCCAAAAAGCCGUCCCACUUUUUUCGCACCGACAAUGCUUGAUCCCGUGUUUUAUUCUUUUUUUCUUUAUAAAGAAAAAUCCCCUAUUGACACCAAAUGAAAGCCAACCAUCCAAAUGCAUAUCGGAAAAAAAAAAGCAGAAAGACAGAAAAGAUGGUCCAAAAAUAGACCAAUAAGUACGCGCACCGCUCAGCCACCAAGCUUGGAGUAAUGGAAGUGCUCCUGGUGGUUGGCAGCCUUGUUUGUCUUCCACUCCAUCCUUCCACGAUGGUGACCUUCGGCCUUCCGACCGCGUUGCUCCGACCUCUGCACCUCCUUGAUCUUAACUUUAGACACACCGGCCAGUGCUUGGCCGCCAGUCGCUCGGGUGAUAAGAGCGCGGUAGUUGGAGCCGUUGCGACGGGCGAGCCGGUUGAGGCCAUCAAUGUCCAUAUCAUCUGGGCUACCAGCGCGACCCUGCUCGAGGGCGAGACGCUCGGCCUUCUCCUCUUCCGUGACAGGCCGGUCGCGUAGAUUCUGUCGGUAGUAGCGGUUGUGGGCACGGUGUCCCACAUGUUUACCGUUGGGAAGGUGCAGUUCGUACUCGUCAUAGAAAGCGGCAUGGGUGUGCUUGUGCGCAUGUGAAUGCCAACCAUCCUUUUGGUGGUGCCCACGCGGGUCGCUUGUGCUAUGAUGCGGGUGGCGUUCGAGCCUUUCGUAUUGGUGGUAGUGCUUCUCUGCAGGCACAGCGGUCAGGUUCUCCGAGUCCAGGGAGGAGGCUGAACUGUCUGUCUCCCAUCCGUCUCCGUCCUCCAUAACCUCGUCGCCAUCUUCGCCCUUGACCGUCGUGAUUCUCUUGGCACCCAGUUUGGCCCCACCUGAACGAGGAACAUCAUCAUCGUCCUCAGUAUCCGACCCCUCGCCGUCAGAGUAUGUGCUCCUGAAAUCAUAAAACUCGCCAAUCUCCAGCUGCUCCUCCUCUGUAGAAUAGGGGAUCUUGCAGUGACUAGUGUCGCGCAUGUGGGUCUGAACAGCAAAGACAUUUGCUUUGACUUUGCUGCAGUAUAAGCACUCGUUGAGCUCCCGCACACGGUACUCCAAGGCCUCUAUAAGCCCAUCAAGGUUGACAAGAUAGUCCUUUUCGGGUAUGAACAUGCCAUGUAUGCGCUCCAUGUGGGUAGCGUUGAGCCGACUAGUGGGAGACUCGUAGUUGCAGAACAGGCAGGCUUUGAUGUUGUUGGGCGGUGCAGCCUCGGGCCUGGUCGACUCAACGGGGGUUGCAGUUCCAGAAUCCUCAUUCGCCUGUUCGGAUAAUGGGUGUUCUGCCUUGGAGAGGUGAGGGUUGGAGGGCCGCUUCAGUGGAGAGGUACGCUCUUCGCUGCCGUUGAUCUUUGUUGUUUUGAGGCCCUCGACCAUCUGGCUAAACUCCUCUUCAGCAUCGGAGUCAAGAUCAACCUUGCUCUUGUUGCUGUUAUCUGGGAUUGGCUCUCCAAGGGAGAAGGUAGAGCUGACGACAGAGCUCGCUUCGUCGAACACGCGACCAUCCUUGGAGCCACGUGCCGCCUCGCGUGCUUUGUGUUUCUGGCUGCCGAUGUGGUUCUGAAAUGAGUUUUCACUGUAAUACGUCUUUUGACAGACCUCGCAGGCCCGCUCGAAACCGACUUUGUCUGCCUGUGCUGUAGUGGCCGCGCGCGCCUGGAGAACCUUUUCGUUGAAGAUCUCUGAAGAAAUCGGGGGCAGGGAUGCGACACGGCGCUUCAGGUUGUACCGGUGCCAGUCUCCCUUCAUAUGAUUCUUCUGGAGGUCAAUAUUUCUGAAAGCAACGUGGCAAGUGUUGCAUGUAUACGGGUGGCUCGCCGGAGCACCCGAGGCGCUGACGCCCGAGGCAUCCCCAGGGUCGGGAGCGCCGCGACCGGCUGCUAUCGUCGCCAUGAUGAGGGGUACUCUCGAGCUGUUGUGUCUAUGGUGAAUAUUCAAGUUUCGUAACUGCUCUGAAAUGGAGAUCGUGUUCGAAGGAGCAGACGACGGAGGAAAACGAAACCUUCAGCAGGUACCGAAGAGUUUUGUUGGUGAAGAAAAUAAAAGUUGAUGGGAAGAGGGGGGGGGUUUUCCAAGUGAGGGGACUUCGAGUCACAAAUUCGGUAGGGGCGGAAGGCGAAUUGUGGGGGGUUAUUUUUUCUUGUCAAGGGUAUUUCUGAAUUUGGUAGGUAUGGAAAUUUCCUAUUUGCGAUGGGGAAUUGCAAAACCACAGAAUUAGCAACCCCGGAAUCUUGUCGAGACUGAAGGAUUGGACCGUCAGCCUUGAUAGUGAAAGAUAAG
Messenger RNA from Pyricularia grisea, 4447 nucleotides. RefSeq lists its product as uncharacterized. Gene Ontology annotation, molecular function: ATP-dependent protein folding chaperone; ATP hydrolysis activity; ATP binding. Gene Ontology annotation, cellular component: chaperonin-containing T-complex. The transcript is spliced from 5 exons. The record is from RefSeq and is a predicted model, not a curated record. The coding region runs from base 94 to 1746 and encodes 550 amino acids. NCBI's taxonomy places the organism in Eukaryota, Fungi, Ascomycota, Sordariomycetes, Magnaporthales, Pyriculariaceae. Gene Ontology annotation, biological process: protein folding.